AUAUAUAUAUAACAUACACUUUGCAGACAUUAUCUUGCCACUCGGAUUUUUAACGAAAUCUAUAUUUAAAAAAAAAAAACUACACUAAGUGUUUUUUUUUCGUCUACUGCUAUUGUUUCAUUUCUUUCUUUUUUUUUUCCUUUUCAUCUUAUAAUUUUUGCUCUGGCUUUUUCUUGCUUCAGCAUUUGUCCUAUUAUAAGCUGCUAUUUCUUCUUAAAUGUGUGUGUGUGUGUGUGUGUGUGUAUCGUUCUCUUUUGUAAUAUGAUCUUUUCGUUUUGAAAUUCGAGUGCAAAUUAAUAAAAAAAUAAAAGUCGAUUUAUCAUUUAUUUAUUUACUUGUUUGGUUUGCCUUCAAUUCAGGGUCAUUGUCGGGCGUCUUAGCACGCAUUACUUGUUGACUCUUGUCAAGGUUGCAUAUUAAGUAUUCUAUGCGUGUAUAAUAGGUUGCCUUCGUCGGAUAAAAACAAAGUUUGACAUUGAAAAAGAAUUGUUUGUUUCGUUCUCUCAUCAUUGAUAGACAUUCGUCCUUGUCUAAAUAGUUAGUAUAAAAGAAAGAGAGAGAAAGAAAAAAAAAAAGCUCAAGGAAGAAUGUCUACGCACAUUGUUGAACGACUUCUAUGUCUCGUCCUUAUCAGAUAGACAUUUGUCAAGGUCAACAUCAGUCGGGUAUCGAAAAAAAAAGGAAAAAACAGAUCGAAUGAUCUUAUACAUACUUUGCAGCUGAUGAUCUCAAUGGCAUAUCACCUUGUAGAGAACAGAAAAACAUGUUAUUUGUUAUGACAUAACAAGGUCGAACCACUUGUGUUGUUAAUUUUAUUUCUUCAAUAAAAAUAUCAUUAGUCAAGGACUCCAUACUCAACGGGCACUAUAUUUGUUUAAAUGUAUUGUAUUAUCCAUACAAAAGCAAGCAAAAGCUGUUUGACCAUAUGUAUUAGCAAAACAAUAACCCGGUGAACAAUUUAAUUGACAAAUAGCUAAAUAAAAAAAAGAUAAAUAUAUAAAUCGAAUACUAUUCAUAAGAUAUAUCUGGUCGAAUAUCUAAUUCACAUGUAUUUCCUGUAUAACCAGGAGCAUAUGUACAAGUAUAACUAUUUCCCGAAGCGGACUCGAUUUAAAUGAAGUAGCUUAUGAUGAUGAACCAUCAAAGAUUUAUCUUGGUUUACGCUCGAUUAUUUGCUUAUUAUUAGGUCGUCUUGUUGCUAAUCAUGAUUUCUUUGGUCCAGGAUAUCCAUCUCAACCAAGAAAUGUUUUAGUUUAUAUUAGUGAUAAUAAUGAUGAAACAUGGGAUUAUGGUUUAUCAUGGAAUUAUAAUGGAAGCGAUGAUGGUGUUAUUUUGUUUCACAAUUCAUGUGCAACAGGUCCAACACCAAUUGUUAUCACCAAUCAAGUUAUGUAUCGUGGUAUUUAA
This is a messenger RNA of Rotaria sordida, 1407 nucleotides long. Lineage: Eukaryota; Metazoa; Rotifera; Eurotatoria; Philodinida; Philodinidae. The record is from the annotation of a GenBank genome assembly.